Messenger RNA from Rotaria socialis, 3861 nucleotides. NCBI's taxonomy places the organism in Eukaryota, Metazoa, Rotifera, Eurotatoria, Philodinida, Philodinidae. The record is from the annotation of a GenBank genome assembly.
AUGCUGUAUAUAUUCCAAGUUGAUAUUGGCGAAACUUAUGUAUUUGAAACUGAUUUGGCCUUUCAAAAUGUAAAAACAUUAAAAACGAAGAUUGAGCAUGAACAUGGAAUUGCAUCAUCAAAACAAAUAUUAAUCAUAAACGGAGGAGAGUUAUUAGAUGAUGAUGCUGUACAAGUCUGUAUGAAAACCCGUGAAACAUGCGCUGGAACGGAAGAUAAUCCAAUUUAUCUUUUGGAUAAAUCACAUUUAGAAAAAUCAGUUCCAUUACAAAUAUCCUUAACACCAAAUAGUAUACCAAUAUUAGAUAAUGCCACCGUGCAACAGUGGUUAUCAAUGGCACCAACGUAUGAAACGAUUGUUCAAAGAGCUGACACUGCACAAAAUUUCGAUAGAUAUGCCCAGAAAAUAAUUCAAAAUUGUGAACGAUUCAUUCGUGAUCAACAAGCCCAAUAUCAAGGAUGGAUGGCUGUAAUUGCUAAUAUUGAAGAUACAAUCUCAAGCUUUGUACUCAAUAGAAAUUCAUUCAAUCGUUUAUAUCAAAAUUAUCUAUCGGAAAGACCGUCGUAUUUGGAACUCUUCGAAAGCCUUCCUCUUGCAAUUAAAAUUCUACAUCAAUUAACACUUCCAAGUAAAUUAGUGGCUUCAAUAGAUAAUUCUACGGGUAUAUAUUAUAAAUCAACUGUAUCAUCAUCGACUUCAUCAUCAUCGAUUAGUUCGACAAUAACAACAAGUCCAAAUUAUUUAGCACAAAAUGAUAAUGAUAUUCAAACUGGCGGAGAUUUGUCCUUAUUUGAAUGGAUCACUACUCAAUUAGCCAAUGUGAAAGUGGAAGAUAUAAUCGAUGGAUGCAAGCAUUUUAUUAAUGAGUGCACUGAAGAAUUUUUAUGUUCACUGAAUAUUGAAAUUGAUGGUUUAUUAGAAAGAUUAUCAAAUCGUGAAUUAAAACAUAUGAUUGGUAUAGAAGAUCGAUUUACUCUUCUACAAAAUCAAUUAGCAAAUGCAAAACAUUGGCAACAUGAACAAAAAGAUUGCGCCGAUUAUCUAAUAAGUCAAAGACAAAGAUUCAGUUCAAAUGUUGGCAAUCAAAAAGAUUGGUCUUUAAUUAAAGAUAUAUCAGGAAUUCAUUCAAAAAAUUUAAUUGAAAUAAGCAAACGACAUCAGACAUUGAUUGAUAUAGAAAGAAAAGUUCGAAAAUCAAAACAAGAAAUUAUUGAUCAAUUACAUCGAAGAUUCAAAAAUCUUAUGCUUCUUCAACGACAUUUAGUUGAUUAUGAUACUAAACUUUCCAUGUAUACUCAUAAAUUAAAUCGAACAAAAAAAACUAUGUUAUUUUUACAACAACUGAAUCAAACACCGAAACUUUAUUAUUUAUUUUUAUAUGAAUGUGUUAGACGAAAACAAUACGCAAAGAUUUUCAAUAAAUUCGCUGAAACAAUUCGUCUUGAAUCAAAGAAUAUUCAUAAUGAUGAAGUAUCUAAAAGAGAACAGUUUAUUAAACAGCAUGAAUCACAUUUUCUUUUUAAUUUAUUACCAUCUCUCAAAAUAUUACCAACAUUUUUUAUUAAAGAACCAUUAUCAUUAUUAGAUUUAAAUUUACCGGAUUUGACCUUAAAUGAAGUUGAUCAUUUGUUUGAAGAAUUUCCUGAAAUACAACAACAGAACAACGAUACACAAAGUAUUGAUCAUUUAAUGAAUCUUGAUUCACUUAUUCGUUGCACACAAAUAUUUUCUCAAGAAGAAUAUUCAAACACACCUUUGGUACCACUUUCUGUAUUAAUUCCAUCAGAAACAACAACAAUUAUCAAUGAAGAUAUGCCAAAACAAAUUCCUUCCCCAACAAAUAGUAGUAGUCGAUCAACAGUUGUUCGUUCUCAAUCAUCAUCGGAUGUUGAAUCACCGCACGAACAACUAAUAGCACAAACAUUAUCAACAGACGAACAACUAAAACAAAUCAUUAAUGAUAAUGUAAUCGAAACAAUUAAUGCGAUAGAAUCAAACAUAGAACAACAACAUAGCAAUGAGGAAAUGAACUCAUCAAAAGAAACGAUUCCAAUAACAAAAUCGUUAGCAGAUUGUCAAAUCAAUGGCACAUCACCAGCAACGGCAAUCGUAAUUUCGACAACAAACUCAACAAAUAACAAUGAGGAAGAGGAUGAUUAUGUGCAAUGCAGCCUUGAAACAGUUUAUACAUCAACUGAAAUGGCUGUUUCUCCUCCGCAUCGCCCCUGUGCCUCCCAACAAACCGACAAUGAAUAUAUACGUCUUAUUCGAAAUGAAUUUAUUUCAUUAAAAAUUCAAUAUGAACAAAUAAAUAAAUUUCAACAUGACGAUUUACUUAAUUAUCAUGAAACUAUUGUAAAAAUUAUAAAAAGUCUUCAACAAUCAAAUCAUGAACACCAAAAACAAAUUGAACAAUUACACACAGAAAUCAAUAAUUAUAUUCAAGAUAAUGAAGAAUUAAAAAUUCAGAAUGAUAAUAAUCAACAACAAAAACAAGAACUAAUAAUUAAAUAUCAAAUACUAGAAAAUAAUUUUGAUGAAUUUCGUCAGAAAUCUGAAAUUGAAAUAUCACAAAUAGUUAAAGGUAUUGAAUCAGAUUUUCAAUUCGGGAUGAAAAAGGCUUCGAAUGAACAACAAGAAACAGAAUCUUUAACAACAACAGUCGACACACAAACCGAUAAACAAUUAACAUAUGAUAAAGAAACAACUACUAUAUUAACUACUGAACAUCAAUUAACACAAACAAAUCAAAUUGAAUUAAAUAAUAAAACGAUUCAAACAUCAUUUAAUGAUAAUGAUGAAACAGUGCGUCGUCUAGUAACAAAAGAGCAACAAAUACAAUUUAAUUUAGCUAUACAACGUGCUGUACAAAAUGCCACAGAUACACAAAAGAAACAAAUUGGAGUACUGGAACAACAAUUAGAAGACAAACGCUUGAAAAUUAUUAAAUUAAAAGAAUGCAUUAAAAAACUACAGAAUUUUUAUGCAUUAUCAUCAACACCACCAUCUAUGUUACCUUCUAUUACAAAGUCUAUUAUGAUAACAUCAAAUGAUGAUGAUGAACCACAAAUAAAUAAGGAUGAAACAAUUCAUAGAACAACAUUUAUUAAACGUAGCGAACCGAUUUCAAUGCCGAGUUCAUUUGUUGUUCAAAGUAUGUUGGCAGCUGGAAAUGUUGCAACAUCACCAAAAAUUGAUCAGCAAACUUUAACUGGAGUGAAUGAUCUUUUGAUGGAUACUUGUUUUAAAUCAUCUCCAAAUGAAUCAAGUAAUGCUGUAGAAUUAUAUACACCAUUUGCUGCAUCACCACUUAAUCAAAUAGUAAAUCCAAUAUCAAUGCCAACAUCUGUUCCUAUUAGUUCAUUUAUGAGUUCAUCACCAACUGUGUCAUCAACAACAAAUUCUUCACCACAAGCAAUACCUAUUGCUAUUGUUACUGUUAAUCGAUUAGAUUGUGUUGUUAUUUAUUUUGAUACAACGUAUCAACAUUAUAUGAUUUUCACUUAUUUGCCAACACUUCAUUUCAUACAUUCAGAUUGUUAUGAACUAUUUAACAUUCAACAAAAACAAAAUUCAAUUCACCCGACAAGUAAUACAAAUACUAAUGAUUCGAUGUCUACUGACAAUGGAAAGAGUUCUACAAGUAUUCCAGCACUUAUAAACACAUCUAUGAUUAGUUCAACAUUAAUUGGACCUAAUGGGUUGAAUCCAUCAACAACUCCAUUAAUUGGUCAAGUUACCGAUAAAGAAUAUUGUCAAGCUAAAAAAGCAAAUAAUCGUUUCAAUGUACCCUUAGGUACCAAAUUCUAUCGAGUUCGUGUUAAACCAUGGAAACCAACGAUAUCGUCGCUUCCAAACUAA